This is a messenger RNA of Sphaeramia orbicularis (orbiculate cardinalfish), 3238 nucleotides long. Its product is annotated as AP-1 complex subunit sigma-2. Gene Ontology annotation, molecular function: clathrin-cargo adaptor activity. The record is from RefSeq and is a predicted model, not a curated record. The coding region runs from base 91 to 666 and encodes 191 amino acids. Lineage: Eukaryota; Metazoa; Chordata; Actinopteri; Kurtiformes; Apogonidae. Gene Ontology annotation, cellular component: AP-1 adaptor complex; membrane coat. Gene Ontology annotation, biological process: vesicle-mediated transport; intracellular protein transport. The transcript is spliced from 7 exons.
CAGAUGCUUGAUGCUAACUGGUCGUGUUUCAGGGUGGCGUUGCGUGGUUCAUUUCUUCAGUGAGUGGAGAUUACAGUGUUAUUAUUCAAGAUGCAGUUCAUGCUUCUAUUCAGUCGACAAGGCAAGCUUAGGCUUCAAAAAUGGUACGUGCCUUUGUCUGAUAAGGAGAAAAAGAAGAUCACCAGAGAGUUGGUGCAAACAGUCCUGGCUCGAAAGCCAAAAAUGUGCAGCUUUCUAGAGUGGAGGGAUCUCAAGAUUGUAUAUAAAAGAUAUGCCAGCUUGUACUUCUGCUGUGCCAUAGAAGACCAGGACAAUGAGCUCAUCACACUGGAAAUCAUCCAUAGAUACGUGGAGCUGCUGGAUAAAUACUUUGGAAGUGUUUGUGAAUUGGACAUCAUUUUCAACUUUGAGAAGGCCUAUUUCAUUCUGGAUGAGUUCUUGCUGGGUGGGGAGGCUCAGGAGACAUCCAAAAAGAACGUAUUGAAGGCAAUUGAGCAGGCUGACCUGCUGCAGGAGAAUAUAGACUUUCAGAUGCGCCUGUUUGCAGGAUGCCAAAGAAGCAGAGACCCCGCGCAGUGUGCUGGAGGAAAUUGGACUGACAUAAACAUCAUCAUCCACUCUGCACACACUUCUUCAUCUUCCAGAUACUCUGCUGUAUGUAGCUGAUUCCAACUCCAAUUCACCAAUUAACACACACACACACACACACACACACACACAUAGCAGACAUGGUUUUCCUGUGCAUCUGUGUUUCACAACUCUGCCUUUGUUUUCUACUACUAACAAUGUAGCAUUGUUUGGGUAUUUCCUACUGAUUUAUUUAUUUAUUCGGUGUGAUGACGAUAACUGUUACUGGGUAAACAAAUGCAGCAUAAUUACAGAUUUUCUUUUCCGUGGGUUGCUUUCCACUCCACACCAAGACACUGUACCAGGUAAACUGCUUGAUUUCAGUUCGACCAAAGCUGAUGUGAUUCCUCUAUCCUGUAAAGUAACUUUGUGAUUCUAGACUAGAUGUGUUAGGCCUACAGUGCAGAAUAGGAUUAUAAUAAAGGGAAGUCAAAAGUAUUACAUUAUAAAGAGAACCAAAGAGUUAUGUUAUUGUGUUAUAUUUGUUUCUUUAAUAUUGCAUUGGGACUAUCAUGGAAUCAUAUAUAGACGAUGCCGUAAGCACAAAAAGUGGCAUCUUGAAUAUAUACAGUGUACUUACAUUGUAAUGAACAAAUGACUGUGAGUUGGCAUGAAAACAAAAAUCAGUGUAAUUUAACAUAUGCCUGUAUUUUACCAUCAUUCCUCUUAGUGUUUAGUUCAUUAGUUUAUAACAUCAGAAUAACACUUUAUAUCGAAUGCCUUAAUAUUAGAUGGAUGUUUAUUUAUUGGAAUAAGAAUGUGGUAAUGACUUAUUAUUGCACCUGCAUGUCAAUACACAGGAGCAGGUAAAUACUUUGAAUUCAUGUAUUAUGUACUUUGGUAUUCACUACUGUUCUUCUUUUUAAGGCUCUUACAAAGUUAUUUGUAUUUCAAUCACUGUAAAUGUCUAAUCAGUGUGACGAACACAAUACUUAAGGCAAGGUUAAAAGCUAAAAAGCUACCUAAAGCUAAAAAAAACAAUCCUUAAAAGUUAAAGUCUGAAACAUCAUAAGAGAACUGUCUGGAUCUUAAACGUGUAAUUUUUUUGCUUUCCUGUAACCUCUCUCAGCACUUGUCAUUUGGUAUUAGAUACAGUAUUAUUCAUGCUCACUAUGUAGUUCAGUGUGAGAUAAGAGUAACAGUAGCUGUAGCCAAUAUGAAUGUGUAAAAUUAAAAAGAAAAGAAAAAGGCUAUGGAUUUGGAGUUACCUUUGGGUUUCUCAUCAUAGCUCACUACCUUAAAUUUAAAGGUUCAGUAUUGAAGAUUAGGGCUUAGCUGUUGGAGUCUGUUUUGUGCUGAGAGCCAGGAGAUCGUUGACAUUAGUUAACUACAUCUCUAAAAUUACAACUGUCUUGUUUACUACAAUUCACGAUGUGUUUUUUUUGUUUGUUUGUUUUGUUUUUUCCACAAGAAAACAAGAAAAUGCUCACUCCUUAAUUCUUCAUUGCCCCCCCCUCUGCUCCUCUACAGCAUCAACAAUUAGAAAUGGACUUCUAUGCAACAAUCAGCAAUCUUGACGCUAUACCAAUACAGAAGUUAUACAUCUUUUCCGGGAGUCAUACUGGUCUACACUUAUGUAGAUCCUCCAAUAAGUCCACUCAUAAUCCUUUUAUAAGAUAUUAGGGGUAACAGAAGGCUUAUCAUGUGAGGAGGUGUUUACGAAGACUUACUCGCCUGCUGAGUUGGGCUUUCAAAGCUUCUGUAUAUUGAAUAAAAGUUAUUUUUUCCCAGACAGACAGUUCAAUUGCAGUUGAAAUAAAUGCAUUACUUUAACAAGACUGUCAUAUAUUUUGGGUCUGCCGUUGUCUAUUGCAUGUCUAACAUUUACCAUUAGCUCACCCAUUGCACCUCAGGCUCCCCUGUUCUGCCCAUCUGUCCUAAUAUGGGCACUUCUGGCUCCAAAAAGCCAAGGUGGCAACAGAAAAAAUAAAAAUAAAGCAGCCCAAAUAUCAAUGAGUGACGUCAUGGUGGAUCUGUCCACUUCUUUAUACAGUUUAUGUUAAUAGUAGUAAUGGCCAGUACAAUACAGACUCCAACACAACCUUCAUGCAAGCACACAGUCAUGCACAAAUCUUAUGAACUGAACCUUUAAAUAAUUAUUUUAUCAAGUGUUUAAAGAGUUAAAACUGUUAAUGCUCCUUUGAUGUUACAGUGAACGAUCAUGUUUUACACAUCAGCAUCUUAAAUAAGAUUUGAUUCUAAGAUUUUUGUUUUCAUGGGCUUGGCAUCAUCUGGGCAUAAAAAGAAAGUUUUUCUGUCUUUGUAUCUACUAAAUGGCAAACAGUAUUCUGUUACAAACACAUACACUGACCAGUGUGGCACUUCUUUGCUUGAGCUUUCAUCUUUCACACAGCACAUCUGUUUCACUAUACACCACAAAUUUGGUUGUGAUAAGAAAAUAAAAACAAAAAAAAAAACUGAUCACUGACCUAAGGUAGAGCAUGUAAACUACCAAUUUACUACUGUGACUUUCAAAAAAGCUAGUGGCUACCAUCAACAAAAUAGCAAUAGUGUCAUACACUGUAGCAGAAUAUUAAAAUUUUGUAUGAACUAAAUCAUUUUCAGGCAGUUGAAAAAAAAGAACAUACUGUCACACAUAAAAUGCCUUGGA